GUGAAGCUGGCACAACCACUCAGUCCUGAGGAGCAACUAGAACAACUGUGACCAUGGGCAAAGUCAUCUUCUAUGAGGACAGGAACUUCCAGGGUCGCUCAUAUGAGUGCACGAGCGACUGUGCUGAUUUCUCCUCCUACAUGAGCCACUGUCACUCUUGCAGAGUGGAGAGCGGAUGCUGGAUGAUGUAUGACCGUCCCAACUACAUGGGAAAUCAGUAUUUCUUUAGGAGGGGAGACUAUGCUGAUUACAUGUCUAUGUUUGGAAUGAGUGAAUGCAUCAGGUCCUGCCGUAUGAUCCCUAUGUACAGGGGAUCCUACAGAAUGAGGAUCUACGAGAAGGAGAACUUCAUGGGUCAGAUGUAUGAGAUGAUGGAUGACUGUGACAGUAUCAUGGACCGUUACCGCAUGCCUCACUGCCAGUCCUGCCAUGUGAUGGACGGCCACUGGCUCAUGUAUGAGCAGCCCCACUACAGAGGCAGGAUGUGGUACUUCAGGCCUGGAGAGUACAGGAGCUUCAGCAAUAUGGGUGGCAUGAGAUUCAUGAGCAUGAGGCGUAUCAUGGAUUCCUGUUACUAAUGUUCCAAUGUUUUAAUAAAAUUUGUCUAAAUUAAUUCUGGACACUUUUUACUGUUUAUAUAUAUAUAUAUAUAUAUAUAUAUAUAUAUAUAUAUAUAUAUAUAUAUACAGUGCCCUCCACUAAUAUUGCCACCCUUUGAAAAUAUGGUCAAAGGGGGCUGUGAAAAUAAAUGAAUGAGUGAGCCAUUUUU
Molecule: messenger RNA, 769 nt
Organism: Cyprinus carpio (common carp)
Lineage: Eukaryota; Metazoa; Chordata; Actinopteri; Cypriniformes; Cyprinidae
Product: gamma-crystallin M2-like
Biological process (GO): visual perception; lens development in camera-type eye
Molecular function (GO): structural constituent of eye lens
Source: RefSeq, a predicted model, not a curated record